Molecule: messenger RNA, 1509 nt
Organism: Aspergillus calidoustus
Lineage: Eukaryota; Fungi; Ascomycota; Eurotiomycetes; Eurotiales; Aspergillaceae
Source: the annotation of a GenBank genome assembly
AUGGAGAUAUCUCGCUGCGGUCUAGGCGUUUUAGAACCCAAGUUCCACCGUCCUACCAGCCUCGAAGCUAUCCAGGAGGACUUUUACAACAAAGGCGUAGCAUUCAUCGAGGGAUGCGAUGAAGAGUCUUUGACAAAGCUCGCACACCAGUUUGGGGACAUUGUCCGCCCGCGCAACGAGGUCAAUGGCGCUGGUAUCAGCAACAUUCGUUUCGCGCCCUCGUUGGCUGGAAAGGGGUAUAGUUCCGAGGAGCUGUACUUCCACACUGACCGCAGCGGCUGGGAACGUCCUCCCCGCAUCAUCAUGUCUACCCUAACUAGAAAAUCGACAGCUGGAGGCGAGUCCCUGCUAGCAGACACCACUCGCAUCAUCAAAGACGUCAAAGAGCAGGGAGACGGGCUCUACGAGCUACUCACCAGUCUGAAACACGCAAGCUUCCGCUCAGACGAUGGCGUGUUUGUGCCCCGUCCUAUCUUCGACGAGUCCUCGGGUCUGUUUCGCUUCCGCUUCGACGACAACAUUCAGCUCUCUGCCUCGCUGGUAGUUCGCUUCCAACAGCUGUUGGACAUUCUCUACCGCAAUUCAUUUGCAGUCGCCUUGCAGGACGGUCAGGGCUAUCUGCUGGAUAAUCACCGGUUCCUGCACGGACGUACUUCAUUCACUGGCGCGCGGGAGAUGCUCAGAGCUCUCGUUAAUCUUUCGCCCCCAGUGCCCGUUGUUACCGUCUUGUUCGACAUUGACGGAACCCUCUGCCGCUCUGAAGAGAUGAGCGUCGAUGCGUAUUACUCUUGCAUCAGCGAUAUCGUUGGCAAGCCGAUCAGCCACGCGAAUACUACCGUGAAUCUACACGGAAGGACAGAUCUAGGUCUGCUCCACGAUGUCCUCGAUUACCAUGCCGUCGACAACAAGGCCUCCGUCAUCGAACAGUUCUUUCAACUGCACCCUUCAUACCUACAGAAAUCCGCCGGCAAGGGCCUACUGUCCGUCCCCUGUCCUGGGGCAAAAGACACUCUGGAGUGGCUAGCAACCAGGAAGAACAACGUUAAUCCCAACAGCAGUUCCCCCACCCUUCGCAUUGGCCUUAUGACCGGAAACUCCCGCCCAAACGCCCUCCUCAAGCUCACCGCUGCGGGAAUCAGCACAUCCAUAUUUGACCUCAGCAUCUCCGCAUUCGGGGACACGCACAUGGACCGUCUCUCUCUGAUCCAAGACUCGGUGACUAAGCUCCGCGCGAUAGACGGUCAGAAUUUCCAGGGAAGUAAAGUCAUCAUCGUCGGUGAUACCCCUUUGGAUAUCGAGUGCGCCAAGCAGGCCGGUUGCGCGGUUGUCGCUGUUGCCAGUGGUAAUUACGGCAUGGACGAGUUGGCAGUGCUGGAGCCGGAUCAUGCUUGUAUGAGACUUAGUGACUCCAAGGCGUAUCUUGAUUCUUGUCUUGGGGCGUCGGUACAGGCGGCGUAGACGGCGCCGGUGUCUAUGGUUGGCGGAUAGGGGGUGUUUCAUUCGACCAGG